This is a messenger RNA of Helianthus annuus (common sunflower), 1057 nucleotides long. RefSeq lists its product as uncharacterized. Bases 222 to 737 code for a protein of 171 amino acids. The record is from RefSeq and is a predicted model, not a curated record. The transcript has 5 exons. NCBI's taxonomy places the organism in Eukaryota, Viridiplantae, Streptophyta, Magnoliopsida, Asterales, Asteraceae.
CUGUUGAUGAUGAUGCGAAUAUUCAACAGGUAGGAGAACCAAACAAGUCAUCAGCCGCCAAGUCACAUUCGGUCAAAAACAUACCACUAAUUUAAUCUUUACACUUCCAUCCCACCGACGAAUUAUUGGUGGCGUCUGGUACGAGCCUUCGCCGUUCACACAUACCAUAUAACUACACUUUUUCUAUUCAGAUCCAACAACACAACACAACACAACACAAAAUGAGUUUCAGGAUGCAAACUUUGAACGAAGAAGAAGAGUACAGCUGGACCCAAAACGAGUCCAUCGAUCGUCGUACUGGCCGUGAUAUCAUGAUCGCCGUUGAUCACGGUCCUAAGUCCAAACACGCGUUUGAUUGGGCCCUUCGUCACUUCUGCUGUGCUGGUGACAUCGUUCAUCUCGUGCACUCUGUAUCCAGUUUGAAGAAUAAUAUUGUUUAUCAGGCGUCGCAGACGCUCAUGGAAAAACUAUCUGUGCAGGCUUUGAAGGUUUCUAGGGUAAAAAUAGUGACCCGGAUAGUGGAAGGAGAUGCGGGUAAGGCAAUUUGCAAGGAAGCAGAAAAAGUGAAGCCUAUAGCAGUUGUUAUGGGUACAAGAGGCCGGAGCCUAAUGCAAAGUGUAUUACAAGGAAGUGUGAGUGAGUAUUGCUUUCACAACUGCAAAGCGGCACCCGUCAUUAUUGUUCCCGGAAUAGUAGAAGCCAGGGAAGAAUCAGUGGUUUCUUUGGACAAGAAAUAAACGCAUUAUGUAGAGUUGCUUCUAUGGUAUAGUGUUUCGAUUUAGUUAACUGUAGUGGUGGUUGUGAAGUAGUAGUUCUGGUUGCGUACGGUGGUUGUGAAGCGGUAGUUCUAGUUGCAGAUGGUGAUUGUGAGGCUGGAGUUCUGGUUACGGACAUUGCUUUGUCCAGAUCAAUUGUUUGCAUUCUUCAUUUGUAGAUUGAGUGUGUUGUGUUUUAUUGUUGUUUUAAGGAUUUGUAAAAUUUAUUACUCUAUAUCUUUACUGUGUAAAGCAAGUUAUUCUCCAUGAAUUGCAAUAGUUGCAUAUCCAGUUUUGUAAAA